Molecule: messenger RNA, 783 nt
Organism: Puccinia triticina
Lineage: Eukaryota; Fungi; Basidiomycota; Pucciniomycetes; Pucciniales; Pucciniaceae
Exons: 3
Coding region: 1-783 (260 amino acids)
Source: RefSeq, a predicted model, not a curated record
AUGAACAGACACACUCCUCCUGACACCACAGAAACCCAGGGCCACACUCAGCAGGCUCCCCUCGACAGCCUACUCGACCAUCUCAUCUCCAUCAGCUCACAGCUCAUCGACUCAUCAACAAACGCACUCGCAUCGACCAUCAACUCCAGAGAAUGUCUCUCGACCCUCUCCAAGAUCGAAAACGUACUCGACCGCUCGAUCAGGAUCCGGCAACGAGACCUCACCCGGAAACUGAACUCGAUCGAAUCACACCAGCUCGAACUGGACAAGAUUCAGGACCAACUACACUCGCUCUGCCCAUCCCUCAAACUCAAACCGCUCCUCAUCCAUCCAGAGCCAUCAUCAAACCACCAGCCAAGCCCAGCCAACGCCAGAGAGCACCACAAUCCGACCAACCAACUCCUCUCGCCAUCAGUCCCCUCCGUCCGCUCAGACCAUUCCUCCAUCCUACUCGACCACCACGCCCGACAGUCAUUCCAACACCCCUCACCCCUCACCGUCUUCCCCCCCUCACAACCCCCCUCCUCCCACGCCUCAUCCGCAUCCUUGGCCACACUCUUCUCGCCCCUCCGGAUCGCCAAGAAGGCCUCCACCAUCAUCGCCUCCUCCUUUGCUACCUCGCCCCCCACUCCGCCACCCGUUCCAGCAUCAACACUCCUCCGAACCCCGUCGAGCAUUGAUGCUUCUCAAUCCGGCACUUCCAUCGCUCCCUCCCCACCUCCACCCAACAACCUCCAUCACCAACUCGAACCCGCCCCCUCAGAUAAUCAUCAUCCUCCUUGA